This is a messenger RNA of Chaetomium strumarium, 1905 nucleotides long. RefSeq names its product general substrate transporter. Lineage: Eukaryota; Fungi; Ascomycota; Sordariomycetes; Sordariales; Chaetomiaceae. Gene Ontology annotation, biological process: carbohydrate transport; transmembrane transport. The transcript has 3 exons. Bases 50 to 1807 code for a protein of 585 amino acids. Gene Ontology annotation, molecular function: carbohydrate:proton symporter activity. The record is from RefSeq and is a predicted model, not a curated record. Gene Ontology annotation, cellular component: membrane.
UUUUUUGGCCUGUUCGUGCAUCCAGGGUUCUGCAGCCACAUUUGUCAAGAUGGUUCGGACUAUCGGAAACCUUUACUUCAUCGCCGCCAUCGCGGUCAUCGGUGGCGCGCUUUUUGGUUUCGAUAUCUCAUCAAUGUCGGCAAUUAUCUCCACCCAGCCUUACCUGUGCCAAUUCAAUCAGCGAGGCAUAGAUGCUGAGGGUCGGUGCCUGGGUCCGACCGACUCGACUCAAGGCGGCAUCACGGCUGCCAUGCCCGGCGGCUCCCUCCUUGGAGCCCUGCUCUCCGGCUACCUUUCCGACAAGGUCGGUCGGAAGGGAACCAUCCAGAUUGGAUCAGUUUUUUGGAUCAUCGGCUCGAUUAUCGCGUGUGCGUCAGUUAAUAUUCCCAUGCUCGUCGUCGGCCGCCUCAUCAACGGCUUUUCCGUCGGCAUCUGCUCCGCCCAAGUUCCUGUCUACAUCUCGGAACUCGCCCCGCCAACCAUCCGUGGCCGGCUCGUGAGCUGCCAACAGUGGGCCAUUACCUGGGGCAUCCUGAUUAUGUACUUCAUCUGUUACGGGUGCUCGUUUAUCGACGGGACCGCCGCUUUCCGGCUUCCCUGGGGCUUGCAGAUGAUCCCUGCAGUGAUGCUCGCCCUGGGGUUGUUCUCUCUGCCGGAGUCACCGCGCUGGCUCUUGAAGAAGGGCUGGGAGGCAAAUGCCCUCAACGUCCUUACUCUUGUUCACGGCAAAGGCAACCCUGACUCCCCCUUUGUCCGCCAGGAGCUCGUUGAGAUCCACGCGGCCAUCAACGAAGAGCGCGACAAUGCUGAUGCCAGCUGGCGCGAGCUGAUUGCCCCCGGCAUGAUCAACCGCACGGCCAUCGGCGUGUUCACUCAGAUCUGGUCCCAGCUCACGGGCAUGAACGUGAUGAUGUACUACAUUACGUACGUCUUCACCAUGGCAAACCUCGCAAACUCUGGGGCCCAUGGCGUCCUCCUCCCCAGCGGCAUCCAGUUCGUAGUCAAUGUGGCGAUGACCGUCCCGGCUCUGCUCUGGAUGGACCGCUGGGGCCGCCGCCCGACCCUCCUCACGGGCUCGACGCUGAUGUGCACCAUGCUGGCCAUCAACGCGGCCCUGUUUGCCGUCUAUUCGCGCCCUGCGCGCCCCGGUGAGUUUACGUCGACCGCUGAGUCCAUGGCCAUCUCGGGCGCCCCGGCUAAGGCCGUCAUCGCGGCGACAUACAUGUUUGUCGCCUCCUUUGCCUCCACCUGGGGCCCUGUCUCGUGGACCUACCCGCCGGAGCUGUUCCCGCUGCGCGUGCGCGGCAAGGCCGUCGCCGUCGCCACCGCGGCCAAUUGGACCUUCAAUUUCGCGCUGGCCUACUUUGUCCCGCCCGCCUUUGCGAACAUCACGUGGAGGGUCUACGUCGUGUUUGCCGUCUUCUGCGCGGCCAUGACCGUCCACGUGUUCAUGCUGUUCCCCGAGACGGCCAACAAGACGCUGGAGGAGGUCGAGGGCAUUUUUGAUGACUCGAAACCCGGUGCGAUCAAAUACAUUGGAACGCCAGCCUGGAAGACCAAGAAUAACCGUAGGCGCAUGGUCCAGGGGGAGCGCGGCGCUUGCGGCGACGCGGAGCGGACCGCGCAGCAUCCGGACAGCGCGCCCGCCGGGGAGGAACCGGAGCGAACCGGAGCGGAACCUGAGUUCGCCGAAAUCCGGCCCGCGCGCACAACCGUGUCAGUCACGGCCGAGAAUAAGGAUUAUGACCCAAUGAGAGACCUUUAUACUCGAGGCCUUGGUCCCGUUUAUUUCCCGGGGUAUUGGUGAGUCACCAUAGCGAUUGGUUGGCGGUCGACUUGGUUGAUUUCGUAACAUAUAUGUAGGCGGCGUUAGUUGGGCCCUAACCUUCAGGAGUACCAAGGAGA